This is a messenger RNA of Limulus polyphemus (Atlantic horseshoe crab), 2109 nucleotides long. RefSeq names its product atrial natriuretic peptide receptor 1-like. Lineage: Eukaryota; Metazoa; Arthropoda; Merostomata; Xiphosura; Limulidae. Bases 220 to 2109 code for a protein of 629 amino acids. The record is from RefSeq and is a predicted model, not a curated record. The transcript is spliced from 17 exons. Gene Ontology annotation, molecular function: protein kinase activity; guanylate cyclase activity; ATP binding. Gene Ontology annotation, cellular component: membrane. Gene Ontology annotation, biological process: protein phosphorylation; cGMP biosynthetic process; receptor guanylyl cyclase signaling pathway.
UUCAGUAAGAACAAAACUCAGAAGCCGUGGUUUCGAAAAGAGGAUCUGCAAGAAGUGAAUGAUCGCGCUCGAAAAGCGUACGAAUCCCUUUUGACCGUCACUGCCCCUAUUCCGGAUAGUAAAGAAUUUUCUGAAUUUUCCAGACAAGUACAAAGUAUUGCCAAGAAAGAAUUUGGUUUUGACUAUGGAACAGAAGAGGUCAACACAUUUGUCACGUCCAUGUACGAAGCUGUCAUUCUUUAUGUAUUAGCAGCGACUGAAAUCUUGAAAGAAGGUAAAAAUAUUACCAACGGUACAGCCGUUACACACAAAAUGUGGAACAGAACAUUUGAAGGGAUGACUGGUAACGUCAGUAUUAACAGUAACGGAGACAGAGAUGCUGAUUAUGCCCUAAUGGAUAUGAAUCCGAAAACAGGAAUUUUUGAGAUUGUUGCUAUGUAUUACGGUGCCACAAAGCAGUUUGUAGACAUCGACGGAAAAGAAAUUCAUUGGCCUGGUGGCCGCCAGGGGCCGCCACCAGAUACACCUCCAUGUGGUUUUGAUGGAUCAGAAUGUCCAGAGACACCUAGAUAUGCCAUUUUCACUGGAAUACUGACUGGUUUAUUGAUUGUUCUCACCAUAUUAUCUUUAUUUAUCUACAGACACUACAAGUUCGAAGCCGAGAUUGCUUCAAUGAGUUGGCGAAUAAAACAGGAAGAAGUUGUCAUUAAUCCAUCUUUCAAGCGCCAUUUUGGUUCCAAAAUGAGUUUUACAAAGUUCAGUGGCUCUAACUCUCUCUCUUGUGGAUCCUUAACAUUAGGAGACCAAAGUCGACAGAUAUUCACCAAAACAGCUUAUUACAAGUCUACCUUGGUUGCGAUUAAACCAGUGAACAAAUCCAAGAUCGAAAUUAACAGACAAUUUCUGUUAGAAAUCAAAAAGAUGAAAAGCUUGCAGCAUCAUCAUAUUGCAAGAUUUAUCGGCGCAUGCGUUGAUUCUCCUAUUCCCUUCUUGAUAACUGAGUACUGUCCAAAGGGAAGUUUACUGGAUAUACUGGAGAACGACCAGAUAGCUUUGGACUGGAUGUUUCGAUACUCUUUAACACACGACAUAAUAAAGGGUAUGGCUUAUCUCCAUGGCAGCGAGGUUCGUUGCCAUGGAAACCUAAAGUCGUCCAAUUGUGUGGUUGACAGCAGGUUUGUACUGAAAAUCACAGACUUUGGUCUUCACAGCCUAAGAGUGUAUGAGGAGAAUGUUGAUUCUUACGACUACUGGAGAAGAAAAUUAUGGACCGCGCCCGAACUUCUGCGCAUGCCCAACCAGUUCAAUGAAGGAACACAGAAAGGUGAUGUCUACGCAUUUGCUAUCAUAGCACAUGAGAUUGUGGCUCGAGAAGGCCCCUUUUAUCUUGGCAUUCCAGACGUCUCUCCGAAAGAAAUCGUUGAAAAUGUGAAACAUGGACAGAAACCACCGUUUCGCCCUUAUUUGGAAGAAGAGGUGUGCAAUAAGGAGAUAGAAGAGAUGAUUCAAAGAUGUUGGGCAGAAGAUCCAACAGAACGGCCUGAUUUUCAGGCAUUAAAGUCUGUUAUAAGGAAAUUAAAUAAAGACAACGAAAGCGGAAAUAUUCUGGACAAUUUGUUGUCAAGAAUGGAACAGUACGCCAACAAUCUAGAGACGCUGGUUGAAGAACGGACUGCAGAUUACCUGGAAGAAAAAAGAAAGGCCGAAGACUUACUGUAUCAGCUUUUGCCUCGAUCUGUCGCCAGUCAACUGAUACACGGAGAAUCAGUAACAGCAGAAGCUUUUGACACCGUCACUAUUUAUUUCAGCGAUAUUGUGGGUUUUACUGAACUUUCGGCUGAGAGUACGCCAAUGCAGGUCGUAGAUCUUCUGAACGACUUGUACACGUGCUUUGACUCCAUCAUAGAAAACUUCGAUGUGUAUAAGGUUGAAACAAUUGGAGACGCAUACAUGGUUGUAUCGGGAUUACCCGUUCGUAACGGAACCUUUCAUGCCCGAGAAAUAGCCCGGAUGUCGAUAGCUUUGCGAAAUACUGUGAUGUCAUUUACGAUACGUCACAGAACAAACGAACAACUGAAGUUGAGAAUAGGAAUUCAUACAGGUCAGUAG